CGUCACUUCCUGAGGAGAGCUCGACUCCUACUUUUUUGUUAGGACUGUGAGGAAAAUUAUCCUGUGGAGGGAGGACGGCGGUUUGAUAAAGAAAAAGCGGAGAAAUUGACAGAAUAAAGCUAAGUUACAGAGUAUGGGACUAUACAAACUUCCACUUUAGCGGAGUACAAUGCAAGCGGACGUGCUUUCCCCGUGAAUUCUUUACCAGGAGGCUUUUUUUGUGUGGUCCUGUUGUUCUGUUCCUCACCCAUCAUGCUGAGUUUCCUGCGCAGGACUUUAGGCCGGCGCUCCAUCCGCAAACACGCCGAGAAAACCCGUUUACGAGAAGCACAGCGGGCCACGACACACAUCCCUGCAGCCGGAGACGCAACGUCUAUCAUCACCUGCCGGGUUUCCUUACUGGAUGGGACGGAUGUCAGCGUUGACCUGCCGAAAAAAGCCAAAGGUGAAGAACUGUUUGAGCAGAUCAUGUACCAUUUGGACAUUGUAGAGAAAGACUACUUUGGACUGCGCUUCAUGGACUCUGCACAGGUUCCGCAUUGGCUCGACGUCACCAAAAGUAUCAAAAAGCAAGUAAAAAUUGGUCCACCAUACUGCCUUCACAUGAGAGUCAAAUUCUACUCUUCGGAACCGAACAACCUACAUGAAGAACUCACCAGAUACCUUUUUGUGUUACAAUUGAAGCAAGACCUCCUCAGUGGCAAGCUUGAAUGUCCAUUUGACACAGCGGUGGAGUUGGCUGCCUUCUCUUUACAGGCUGAAUUAGGUGACUGUGACCCACUGGAACAUAAUCUGGACUUGGUGUCAGAAUUUCGGUUCAUUCCAGAGCAGACGGAGGAUAUGGAGCUUGCUAUUUACAAUACAUGGAAGGAGUGCAGAGGUCAGACACCUGCACUGGCUGAAAUUAACUACCUAAAUAAAGCAAAGUGGUUGGAAAUGUACGGAGUGGACAUGCAUAUGGUCAAGGCAAGAGAUGGUAAUGAGUACAGCCUGGGUUUAACUCCUACUGGAGUUCUGGUGUUUGAAGGUCAAACUAAGAUCGGACUCUUCUUCUGGCCCAAGAUAACUCGUCUAGAUUUCAAGAAGAGCAAACUGACCCUGGUAGUGGUGGAGGACGAUGACCAGGUGAACCGAAACUAUCACCCAGAUGACAGAAAUGGUAAAGAGCAGGAGCACACCUUUGUCUUCAGGAUGGACCACCCCAAAGCCUGUAAGCAUCUGUGGAAGUGUGCAGUGGAGCACCAUGCGUUCUUCAGGCUCAGAGGACCGGUACAGAAAAACUCUGCGCGCUCUGGAUUCAUACGGAUGGGGUCCCGCUUCAGAUACAGUGGAAAGACAGAGUAUCAGACAACCAAGGCCAGUAAAACAAGGCGCUCAGCCUCGUUUGAGAGGAGACCCAGUCGGCGAUACUCCAGAAGAACCAUGCAAAACAGAGGAUAUUUCAACUCCCAGGAUGUUCUUUCUUCAGGUAAUGGUGUGAGCUCCAACAAGGACAAGGUUUCUCCAAGCAGAGGCACCUGGUCCGGCAUGCCUGUGGUGAGCCCGGUAGCAGCGUCAACCUGUGGGCCAAUGGAAAUCGAAGCUUUACCCAGAAGUCCCGGUGGAGAAAAACGAGGGUCUCCGUCUCCCUCCGUUCAUCCUCCCAUCCACACAUCCAUCCAUCCUUCCUGCCUCCGUCUCAUCAAAGCUCAACUGAGAAUCUUCUCACUUUGUGUUCUGAUGACUUUGUUACCUACUAAAUGAUGAGAGGCUCUGAACCAAAGUGACUCUCUUUUCAAAGUUGCUGGUGUUUAUGAAGGAACCUCCUGAGUGAGACUGUUUGUCAGACUAAUGGGGUAAAACACUGACUUUUUCCAGAGUCCAGCAUGAGGUGCUUUUUAUGUCCCGUUUCUCGCCACUUUUCUGUUUCCUAACGUGCUUCCUUGACCUUUCCUCCCCACCUAAUGAAGAAAUUAUCAUCAGGUAUCAGUGUGAGGUGCGGGAAUUUCAUUUCAGUCUCAGCUCUCGGAGGAAACGAGAAUCAGAUGGUCCCAACUGUUACAAACUCUCUCUGAGCUACAGUAGUUUGAUUUGCUUUUUAUUUUAGUCCUGUUUUUUUUUUUUGUCUCAAUUUUUAAAUUUUUAAUCUGUUCUAACAUUUCACACAUCUGUUUGUUGUAAAAGGGAGUCGGAUAAGAGGGCAUUAAAGCAUGAGCACACUGAAGCCACAGAACAGAACCACAUUCCCUCUGUCAGAGGUACAUUCCAAAAUGUCCCAAUCAGGUCCGUAUCCUCACUGACAGAAAAUGCAGGAUUUUUUUUUUUUUAUCUCCUGCUUGAAGCCGGCUUCUUGUCUCUGUCUCCAGUGUCGGAUCUCUUUUUUUUUUUUGUAGGUGUCGUCUCAUCCGACUUGUGCCACAAUUGAUUAAAUAUUUAUUAUGCUGAAUCAUAAGUAAAUCCUACAAUUAUGCUGUUUGUAAUAAUAUCAAUAGUACUUACACUGAAAGGUUUCAUGGAAGGAAUUCAAAUUUAUUGUAAUGCUUAGUAUGGUUAGUCUGGUAGACUGAUUAUGUGUUGCACAAAGCAAAUAAUGAAGGUGAUUUAACAAUAUUAGUCAUUAAGAACACAUUUACAUGACUGCAACCAAAUUAUGUAUCUGUCUAAAAUGCUUUGAAAUAAUUUCAAAGAAUAAACUAAUAUAUGGAAACA
Messenger RNA from Poecilia latipinna (sailfin molly), 2688 nucleotides. RefSeq names its product erythrocyte membrane protein band 4.1 like 5 (gene epb41l5). Gene Ontology annotation, molecular function: cytoskeletal protein binding. Gene Ontology annotation, cellular component: cytoskeleton. The coding region runs from base 253 to 1743 and encodes 496 amino acids. Gene Ontology annotation, biological process: actomyosin structure organization. The record is from RefSeq and is a predicted model, not a curated record. NCBI's taxonomy places the organism in Eukaryota, Metazoa, Chordata, Actinopteri, Cyprinodontiformes, Poeciliidae. The transcript is spliced from 17 exons.